Aspergillus fischeri NRRL 181 is the source of this 516-nucleotide messenger RNA. RefSeq lists its product as uncharacterized. The transcript has 4 exons. Bases 1 to 516 code for a protein of 171 amino acids. The record is from RefSeq and is a predicted model, not a curated record. Lineage: Eukaryota; Fungi; Ascomycota; Eurotiomycetes; Eurotiales; Aspergillaceae.
AUGCCCGAUCCCGUGCAAGAACCCGUAUUACAGCUAUGGACAGAGAGCCUAGACGCCGUUGUCGACCAGGCUAUUCGGUCGGUGUCCGACCACCGGGUCAAUGCGUUUGACCUCGCCCGUAUUAAUAGCUUUAUUGACGAUGCCUACCGACGACCAAGUCAUCGGCCGAUCUUCUAUCAUCUCCAGCCCUCCACCAACCAGCGAUAUCGGCGGAUCUGGAAACGCCUUCUCUGCUUUGUGUAUCGCACGGCCCAGCCAAAUCAGCCCAUCCGGCUAGCCCAUAUCCUGACCGAAGCCCAGGCGGACCUUCUGCAGCAGAUGUUAGAACUAGGCCGUCCGCGAACCGACCCGCAUUCGCUUUUUGCCCUCCUUCAUUCGUUGCGCGGGAGUGGGCCCCAUUCCACGCUUUUUGACCGUGCGCCCUUAGUAAAAAAUGCGCUGGACCACAGCAACCUGUCCCGCCAUUCCACGGCUCUUGCGCAUCCUGCGCCAGCGGAAGUCGCCAAAUCUAAUUGA